Molecule: messenger RNA, 672 nt
Organism: Emys orbicularis (European pond turtle)
Lineage: Eukaryota; Metazoa; Chordata; Testudines; Emydidae
Gene: RBPMS
Product: RNA binding protein, mRNA processing factor
Exons: 6
Coding region: 1-672 (223 amino acids)
Molecular function (GO): mRNA binding
Source: RefSeq, a predicted model, not a curated record
AUGAACAGCCUCCCCGCCGACAAGGAGAGCAGCCCGGCCGAGCCCAGCCUGCCCGAGGAGGAGGUCCGGACUCUCUUUGUGAGCGGCCUUCCCCUGGACAUCAAACCGCGGGAGCUCUACCUGCUCUUCAGACCCUUCAAGGGUUAUGAAGGCUCUCUUAUAAAACUCACCUCUAAACAGCCUGUAGGGUUUGUCAGCUUUGACAGUCGCUCAGAAGCAGAAGCUGCUAAGAAUGCGCUGAAUGGAAUUCGCUUUGACCCCGAAAUUCCACAAACGCUACGACUAGAAUUCGCCAAGGCAAACACCAAGAUGGCCAAGAGCAAGCUAGUGGGAACCCCGAACCCGAGCACUCCUCUCCCCAGCACUGUACCUCAGUUCAUUACCAGGGAGCAAUAUGAGCUCACAGUGCCUGCACUUUAUCCCAGUAGCCCUGAAGUGUGGGCGCCGUACCCUCUGUACCCAGCGGAGUUAGCACCUGCUCUACCUCCUCCUGCUUUCACCUAUCCCGCUUCACUGCAUGCCCAGGUAAUUUAUACCAACCAGCCACAACUUCACUCACUGUACCACCGGUCCUUUCGAAGCUGGUCCCCCAGCGCACCCUGUCCAACUAACCCCUGUCCGGCUAACAGACACUCCUCCAGACGAUUAAUGAUCUCACCCCAAUCAAGCUGA